Dictyostelium purpureum is the source of this 3066-nucleotide messenger RNA. RefSeq lists its product as uncharacterized. Gene Ontology annotation, biological process: translation reinitiation; formation of cytoplasmic translation initiation complex. The transcript is spliced from 4 exons. Bases 1 to 3066 code for a protein of 1021 amino acids. Gene Ontology annotation, cellular component: eukaryotic translation initiation factor 3 complex, eIF3m; multi-eIF complex; eukaryotic translation initiation factor 3 complex, eIF3e. Gene Ontology annotation, molecular function: mRNA binding; translation initiation factor activity. The record is from RefSeq and is a predicted model, not a curated record. Lineage: Eukaryota; Evosea; Eumycetozoa; Dictyosteliales; Dictyosteliaceae.
AUGACACAAUUAUUAGCCACUGCUAAUGAGCAUGCAUUAACCCAAGCUAAUGACUUUAUUAAAGCCAAUAAUAAAGGAAGAGCUUUAAAUAUCUUAAGAGAUUUAUUAAUUGAACGUAGUCAAUGGCAUUCAAGUUUAGAACAAGUUAUGUCAUUAUAUGUUUCAUUAUGUGCUGAAAAUUUAGAUUAUCAAUCAUUAAGAGAUGGUAUUCAUCAUUACAAAGCCUCAAUUACCUCACAAAAAGAAUUUUCACUUGCCCCAUUUGAAAACAUCUUAAAAGAAAUUACUUCACCAAUUGAAGCUAAAAUUGACGAAAUGAAAGAAAGUCUCGAUAAAACCAGUGCUGCUGAAGAACAAACCGAUCUUAUCACUUUAAUUGAUCCACAACAAACUGUAUUGUUCUCAUACAUGAAAUAUUUAUUCGAAGCCUACAAAUCAAUGAUUGAAGUUUUAACUAGACCAAAUAUUAAAUUUGAACAUGCCAAAUUUGAUCAUUCAAAAUUCGACCCAAUUUUAUUAAAAAUCUCAAUUCAAGCAUUAAACUAUUGUUUGAAAUACCAAAGAAAACCAGAUUUCAUGGUUUUAACAGAAACUUUUAGAUCAAGCAUUGAAGCUUUAUUCAAAGCCCCAUCAUUAGAUACAGUCAACACCCAUAUCGAAAUUCGUUUCCAUCAAUUAAGUGUUGCAAUUUCAUUAGGUUUAUAUAACAUUGCCUACAAAUCAAUUGAAGAUAUCAACAUUAUGAUCUUCUCAUUAUUGGCUAAACCAAAACCAGUCGUUUUAGCUACCUAUUUCCAAAAAUUAGCUCAAGUUUAUUGGAUUACCAAUGCUCACUUACUUCAUGCUUAUGCUCUCUACAAACACUUUUUCUACAACAAGAAUUACAAUAUGAACUUUAGCCCAGAAGACACCCAAUUAUAUUCAAGUGUUUUAUUAGUUGCUGCUCUUUCAUCACCAAUUCAAGAAAACAAUACCAACAACUCACUCUUACAAUUCGACUCACAAUCACAAAGAGCUAUGGGUUUAGCUUCACUCCUUUCACUCCAAUCAAUUCCAAGACGUGAAACUUUCCUCCAAGAUGUUCGUAAAGUCACCGGUGAUGUUUAUCCAGAACUUGCUGAUUUAUUCUCAAUCUUUGAAAAGAAGAGUUCACCAUUAAUGUUUGCCAAGCUCCUUGAACCAAAGAUUAAAUUCAUUGAAUCACAUGCUCAACUUUCACAAUACUUAAAACCAUUCCUCCGUGUUGUCUUCACCAAGAUCACCCUUCAAGUUAGCAAAGUUUAUGAAGUUAUCAAGAUCGAAGAAUUUAUUAAAUUAAUUCCAUUCUACAACAAGGGUCAAAUUGAACUUUAUCUCUUAGAGGCCAUCAAACGUAAACUCAUUGGUGCCAGAAUUGACCACAAGGCUGGUGUUGUUCGUUUCGGACAUUACGAUUUUGACAGUGCUAAAAUCAGCGACCAACUUUCAAACAUUGCCUCAGGUGUUGGUAAAGCUCUUAAAAUGGUUGAACCAGAAAAGAAAGAACAACAACACAACAGAGUCAAAAAAGAAGUUUACGUUAAGAUCAUCAACUCACUCAAUGAUGAACAUCGUCGUAUUCUUGCCCGUAAAGAAAUUAUUGAAAAGAAAAAGAUCUAUAUGGAACAACAAGAACGUAUCAAAAAACAAAAAGAACAAGAGGAAACCUUAAAGAGAGCCCAAGAAAAAGCUUUAAGAGACCAACAACGUAUUCAAGAAGAUUUAGAACGUCGUGAAAUUGAACAACAACAACAACAACAACAAGUUAGCCAACUUGAUCAAACCAUCAAUGCUGUCGACAAGGCUAAGGUUGAAAUGAGAGCUAAGGUCGCCAAAAUCUCUAAACAAUUAUACAUUCUCGAACGUGCCUAUCGUGAAGAAGAAUUACCAGUCGUCGAAAAACUUCAAGAAGUUAAAAAAGUUGAAGACAAGGAAUACUUUGAAAAAACUCAAAAUGAUUACCUCCAAACCCACAAAUCUAUUCACGAUCGUAAUAUUGCUGAAAAGAAUCGUUUAAACAGAAUCGUUUCAGAUUAUCAAACCUUCACCCAACACAUCCUCGAAGAAAGAAAGAAACAACUCCCAGCUCUUCAACAAGAACAAGAAAAGAGAUUCCAAGAGUUCCUCAGACAACAAGAACAAGAAGUCGCUGAAAGAAAAGCCCAAAAAGAAGCUACUCGUAAAGCUGCUGCCGAAGCUAAAGCUCGUGAAGAAGAAGAAAAGAGAAGACGUGAAGAAGAAGAAAGAGCUGCUCGUGAAAAAGAAGAACAAGAAAGAAAGAAUGCUCCAUACGUUCCACCAUCAAGAAAGACCUUCGACGAUGACAGCGGUUCCGGAAGACCAUUUGGCGAUCGUGGUAACAGAGACAAUUGGGGUGAUGACCGUAGAGGUGGUUUUGGUCGUGAUGAUCGUAGAAGUGGUGACAGAGACAACUGGGGUUCACGUCGUGGUGGUGAUGAUGACCGUAGAAGCGGCGAAAGAGACAACUGGGGUUCACGUCGUGAUGAUGCUCCACCACAAAGAGGUGAUGGUGAAGACAGUUGGAAACGUGAUGAUGCUCCACCACAAAGAAGAGAAGGUGGUGUCUUUGGUCGUGAAGAACGUAGAGGUGAUGACCGUAGAGGUGGUUAUGGCCGUGAAGAACGUAGAGGUACCGACAACUGGGGUCGUCGUGAUGAAGCUCCACCAAGAAGAGAUGACAAUGAAGGAUGGGGUCGUCGUGAUGACGCUCCACCAAGACCAAGAGAAGGUGGUGCCUUUGGUAACAUUCGUCGUGGUGAUGAAGAUCGUAGAGGUGGUAACGAUAGUUGGGGUCGUCGUGAUGAUGCUCCACCAAGACCAACUAACGAUUCAGAUAACUGGAGACGUGACGAUACUCCACCACAAAGAAGAGAAGGUGGUGGCGGUGGUGCCUUUGGUAACACUCGUCGUGGUGAUGAUGACCGUAGAGGUGGUGAUAGCUGGAGACGUGGUGAAAAGAAAGACGAUAAAAAGAAAGACGAUGAUGGUUGGCAAACUGUUGGCCCAAAGAGAGGCAAUAAAUUCUAA